CAGUGAGAUGUGACUGGAGUCGCACGUGAGGCAAUCGUCUGUCGAAGUGGGAAGACAUAGUGAUCUUGCAGUGAUCUCUGUGAUCGAUUGCAAUCAAUUGAUAAGAUCGGAUUGAGUGACUGGGAAUCUUUUUUCCCCCGAAAACACUGUGAAUUAUUGGAUACAUUUCACUUUUCAAGCUGAUCAUCAAACUAAGUGAGACCACGGACGAGAGGAGGAGAACGAUGGCGCCUAGCGCCGGAAAGAGCGUCCCAGGCACUCAAUCCCUGAUGCGAUCUGCCUCGCAGGACAUGUCAUCGGAGAUCCUCAUCGGCUGGCCACCCAACAAUGGCCUAAAGGACAAUCAGAGGCCACCGGUUUACAACCCUGAGGACUACGUGCAGUCGCUGAAGAAGUACAGCCGGAGGCCGAACGGCGCCUCCAGGUCGAUCUAUGACAACACUGAGGAUAAGACAGAUACGAUCCGGUCCAAGACAUUGCCACCGCCAGCUCUGCGGAGUGGAGAGUACAAAAGCCCCAUCCCGGCGCACUCUGACACGGACACUGAGAUGACACUGCGCCAGUUUGGCUCCAUCACGGAUCUGCUCACGAAACUGAGGGCAGAUCUCAGGGCGGCAUUCCCAAGCUUCGUACAGGAGUUCGUGGCCAGUCCACUGGAUGGAGUCAGUCUCUUGCUGGACGUUUUGAGAGCCAUUCAGCUUAGCCAGACCAGCACAGCGAGCGGCACUGUUUCCACGCCGGCGUCUCCUGGCCAGAGGAAUACCCAGACUUAUCAGAGAAGAGCUCUGCUGGAUGAAUUGGCAUGCCUGCAAUGCAUCAGCCUUUGCUGCGCCAGGACUUCCGAAGCUGGCAUCCGUUUGGGCUCUUCUCCCAUCGGAUUGCUUCCUCUGGCAGCCGCAGCCACAGGACAGGGCAUCAGAUCCCGCGUCCUGGCCCUGCAACUCAUGACCACAGCCAGUCCCAACGGACACAGUGCAGUCUCUGAGGCUCUGGCCACGCUGAGGCUGCGCUGUGGAGAGCCUGUGCGCUUCCGAUUGCUGGUGGGAAUGCUGAACAGCGGCGGAGGCAGUGGAGAGCUCCAAACAGUGGGAUUGGGUUUCCUGAAUAGCUUCCUGGAGAGUGCGGAGAAUGUCCAGGAGAGGGUUUACAUCCAAGCGGAGCUUCACCAGGCGGGAUUUGACACGAGUGGCAUGCUGAGGAACCUCCCAACCAGCUCUCCGUGGAUGGAGAAGCUCAGAGUGGAGGUGAGACGCUGGGAAGAGGGCAAGAUUGACGUGGAGAGACUCCAGAGGCAAGCCAGGGAGGCUGAGAAGAUGCGCAGUCAGGUGGUGAUCCUCGAGAGGCGAGUGCAGAUUGUGCAGGAGGAGAAAGCAGUGCUGACAUCAAUGGAGCGACGUCUUCAGGAGCGCUGUGCUGAGCUGCAGAGGGAAGUGUUUCGUCUGCAGAACUCCCAGGGCAGUCAAGCCGGCUCGGGCAGUUCCAUGGUGAAGAUCACACAGCAGGAAAAGCGCCCCAUCGCCUUGCCGAGGCAAGUUCCGCCGACACCGCCCAAGACACGCCCUGGUGGUUCCUCAGAGCACGAGGAUGAGGGAAUCAGCAGCUCAGAGACGGGACAAUCCAUGAGUCCUGAGCCUCCGCGCGUCCUACCGGUCAGUGAAGCACCGCCGGCUGAUGAGGACUCUGGCACGACGAUCGAGGAGGUGAUUGAGGAGUUGCAGAACAUCGUGAGCGAUGCCGAGAGGGAUUUGCGACGCAGUGGGACCAAAGAGUGUGAAAUAGUGCCGGUGAAUCUCCUGCCUCAGCCGCCAAGGAAGAGUCGAUCUCUGGCCCACUUGAUUGCCACGCCCAGCGACGCCGAGGAGAGCGACUAUGGUGCCCUGACGCAGCCUCCGAAUGACGGCAAGGUGACGCCGUACUGCGAAGAGGAGGACGAGACCAGCAGGGCGUCUCCGUACCGCGGCGGCUCGCGGACGGGCUUCGACACGAGCACCAAUCGAGCGAUCCUGAACGUGAUCAUGGACGCGCGUGAGCAGGAGGAGGAGAGCAUCCUCCGGCGGCAGCAACGACCUCCGCCGCCGCCGCAACACUUCAACGGCGUCUUCUUCAUGGGCGACAUGAGCAGCAAAUUCCCCAAGGCGUCCGUGGGCAAGUCCAAGAGCAUGGACAGGAUGCAGGGCUACGGCCUCGACACGAUGGUGGACAUCGUCGUGGCGCCGGACGCGCAGAAGAUGCGGCCGCCCGUGGCGUGCAGCCUGCACGCGCCGGCGGGCUUCAAGAUCAAGACGGGCCACGUGAACGCCGGCCUGUACUCGGGAUCCCACCUGGUGCGCGAGAACAUGCGCGCCCACUCGAACCAGGGCUCGCGCCUCACGGAUCUGCCCUCGGGCCUCUAUUGAGCCCCUGCGGACUCUCCUCCUCUGUGCAAUACACGGUGAUGGCCUUCCUCUGCAUCUCUCCCGGGACACACUGUAGUUAGGUUUAGGGCAGCUCUGUCUAGCGCUAGGCUUUUGCGGCUCUGCCUCGCAGGAGCCUCAUUAAGUGGAUUAUCUUCAUCUCAAGCAUAAACUCUAAUAGCUUUAGUUGUGCGUGCAAAAUUGUAUUGUCUUGUUUAAAACACUCUGAUGCAAAUAUAUGAUAAA
Molecule: messenger RNA, 2639 nt
Organism: Phlebotomus argentipes
Lineage: Eukaryota; Metazoa; Arthropoda; Insecta; Diptera; Psychodidae
Gene: mwh
Exons: 5
Coding region: 225-2396 (723 amino acids)
Biological process (GO): cell migration; cortical actin cytoskeleton organization; regulation of cell shape
Cellular component (GO): cytosol
Molecular function (GO): small GTPase binding; actin filament binding
Source: RefSeq, a predicted model, not a curated record